Penicillium vulpinum is the source of this 288-nucleotide messenger RNA. RefSeq lists its product as uncharacterized. Lineage: Eukaryota; Fungi; Ascomycota; Eurotiomycetes; Eurotiales; Aspergillaceae. Bases 1 to 288 code for a protein of 95 amino acids. The record is from RefSeq and is a predicted model, not a curated record. The transcript has a single exon.
AUGUCACUUGGGGAUGAGCUUGAUGGAUGGACAUGUCGCAACGGGCGCAUGUCCCGAACACGCCACAAGUCACCCGUCAAGGGUGUGCGACAGAUUGAAUGGGGACAGCAUAUGGAAAUUAUGGACAGGAACCCAAAUGGGAAGGAACUCGAACAUACCAGGGCCAAAGGGGGGAGAGAGCUCUUGCCGAUGUUUCUUGAAUGGACCAGUCGGGAGUUCCAGCGCAGAAUCCGCUCCGGAUCGGUUGGGCUAAGUCAGCUGACUUUCUUCUUCAAUCGAUUGCGAUGA